Talaromyces rugulosus is the source of this 1392-nucleotide messenger RNA. RefSeq lists its product as uncharacterized. Gene Ontology annotation, molecular function: 3-hydroxyisobutyryl-CoA hydrolase activity. Bases 1 to 1392 code for a protein of 463 amino acids. Lineage: Eukaryota; Fungi; Ascomycota; Eurotiomycetes; Eurotiales; Trichocomaceae. The record is from RefSeq and is a predicted model, not a curated record. The transcript has 3 exons. Gene Ontology annotation, biological process: L-valine catabolic process. Gene Ontology annotation, cellular component: mitochondrion.
AUGCCUUUGCGCGCCAAAGUGACCAACCCGGCUUUUGGGUCAAGGAUGCUCUCGACCCCAGCUACGAUUCCCAAGGAACUGCCAGGAGACGAGGCCGACGAUGUGCUUUUCCACUCUCAUUAUGGUGUGAGGCUGGUCGAACUCAACCGGCCAAAAAAGCUCAACGCCCUCAAUGGCUCGAUGGCUAGGAAGAUUCUUCCCCGACUUUUGGAAUGGGAAAAAUCGCAGUUGGCCAGCAUCAUCAUGGUCUCGGGUGCCGGAGAGAAAGCUUUUUGCGCAGGCGGUGACGUUGCAGCGCUGGCCACAUCGAACCAGAAAGGCCCCAGAGGCCAGAAGAAAUCGACAAACUACUUUGGACUCGAAUACCAGUUGGACCACUUGAUCGCGACGUACAGCAAACCGUAUGUGGCUGUGAUGGACGGCAUUACCAUGGGCGGCGGUGUAGGACUGAGCGUGCAUGCUCCCUUCCGAAUUGCUACCGAAAACACGCUGUUCGCUAUGCCAGAGACUACAAUUGGAUUUUUCCCAGACGUCGGCGGCUCGUUCUUCCUGUCGCGCCUGGACGGGGAGAUUGGCACGUACCUGGCCCUGACCUCGGAGCGCCUCAAGGGCGUGCAGACUCUGUACAGCGGAAUUGCUACCCACUAUAUCGAUUCGAGCGUGCUGUCAAACUUGACCAACCGACUUUCGGAAUUGGUGUUUAAGGAUUACGCCAGCAUGGAUGAGCGGCUCAGCCUGGUCAACAAGACCAUCAACGAAUUCUCUACCGGACUGCCUUCUAUUGAACAAGAGCCUAUCCUAUUGGGAGGCGUAACCCGCAAGGCCAUCGACCGGUGCUUCAAAUACGACACGAUCGAAGAAAUCGUCGAGGCCCUGAAGAACGACAGCGGGAAUAGUGAGUGGGCAAACAAAACAUUGAAAACGCUACUGAGCCGCUCGCCGACCUCGCUCAAGGUGACUCUCCGCCAGCUGCGCCUGGGCAAGAAAUGGGGAAUCAGCGAAGCCUUCCGCCGCGAAUAUGCCAUUGCAGCACGGUUUAUGCGGCACCCGGACUUUGUCGAGGGUGUCUCGGCUCGCCUGAUUUCGAAACCUGCCAAGGACCCCGAAUGGAACCCGGCCAAGCUCGAGGACGUCAAGAAGGAAGAUGUUGACACCUUUUUCGCUGCUGCGGACAAGGAACUGGCCUUGUUCAACGACACUGACUACACGUCGUACCCGCAUGCCAAGUACGCGUUGCCCUCGGAAGCCGAUAUUUUGUCGAUCAAAAAGGACCCUACUGCGUUUCUGAAGACCUGGGGAGGAAAGGAGGGUUUGCAAGCGAAGAUGUUUGAUGUUUUGACUAAGGAGAACAAGGGUACGAUAGAAAAAUGGUCCAGGGGGGAACAAGUAUAA